Fraxinus pennsylvanica is the source of this 720-nucleotide messenger RNA. The record is from the annotation of a GenBank genome assembly. NCBI's taxonomy places the organism in Eukaryota, Viridiplantae, Streptophyta, Magnoliopsida, Lamiales, Oleaceae.
AUGGAAAGGGGAAACUCUGCUCAUAAAAAGGCUCAUGAUGAUCCUACCACUAUUAGCAUGAUCAGUCUACCUCAACCAAAAAUGAGAGUCAAAUUUCCCAAAUUACUGAUGAAAUCCAUGCAGAGAAGAAAUCACAAGUGCACUGAUGAAAGCAAUGUUGAUCAGGAGAAGGCGUCGAAAAACGGAGAUUUUCUUAGUGAGAGAAUAGGUUUUAUCAUUUUGAAUGCUUGUGGCAGCAAAAAGGCUCAAGAAAUGUCUUCAUCAAGUAAUCAACCAGAGGAAACUGACAAUGCAGAUGAUUCAAAUUUCAAGAAUGUUCAAGAUUCAGUGGCAGAACAAGAAAUUACAUUUGAUGAAAUUCUAGAUGCUAAAGAAUCAGCAGGGCUGGAAGACAAAAAUGAUAAGAAACCUGUGAAAAUGCCCACAAAAAUCUCUAAGUUCAUCAGAAAUAGGAUUAGUUUCCCUUUUAGGAAAUUGAAGCUUGAUGAAAAAAUCAAUAGUGGAGCAAGUGAGAAAAAUAGUUCACUGAAUCUUGAUGAAAGAAAGCGCGUAGCGGAGAAACUGAUAAUACGGGAUGGAGAAGAAGAAGAAGAGGAAAGAAGUGAAAUGGAGUUAUGCAAGAAGAGAAUUCUAAUGGGAGAAAAGUGCAGACCACUGAAUCUCUCUGGUGCCCUUCAUUAUGAUACAGAUGGAAUUUUGUUACCUGAAGAAAUCCUAUGA